AUGCAAGGAAGAUACAUGAUAAAAUGGUUAAUUUUGUUUCUAAUCACUGUGAAAUAUGCUCAUACAGUUGAAAUAUUUAUUAAAAAAACCAAUAGUAACGAUGAUCAAGAUGUAGAACAAUUACAAAGUUAUGCUAAUAAAACUUAUCAAAUACCUCUCUUUCAAAAACGUUAUGUUACAAUACGAAUUAAUCCAGAUGAGCUUCGUGGUAACAAAAAUAUCAAAAACAAUAAGAUUGUAGGAUUUAAAUUUCAAGUUCAAACAACAGAUACUCGAAUAGUGCGUAUUCAAAAAGAAGUUAUGGCACCAACAAAAGAAGUAAAUGCAAAUAAUUCAAAUAAUGUCUUACUAGAAGAUUUAUUUAUCUUACCUGAAAAAAAUGCACUUGGUCAUAUAUUUAAUGCUUAUCCAUCGCCGACAUUAAUUCAUCUUGAUAAUCAAUUAGCAAUUGAUAUAACAUGGUUAAUAGAAAGUACGAGGAUGGAAGAAACAAUCUUAACAUUUGUUAUGGAUGUAUUUUAUAAAGAUGAUUCUAAAUCAUCCUAUACAUGGUCAUUAAAAGUUCUUGUUAUACAACCGAAACGUACAAUAGAUAGUGUGUUUAUGAUGAUAUUACCAUUUUUAAUAGUAUUUAUUUCAAUACAAAUGGGUAUAUUACUUGAUACAAAACUUUUAAUUGGUCUUGUUAAAAAACCUAAACCAGUUAUAGUUGGUUUUCUUUCACAAUAUGGUCUAAUGCCAUUUUUAGCAAUGGGUAUAGCAAAAGUUUUUAAAUAUACACCGUUAUAUAGUCUUGCUCUAUUUGUUAUUGGAUGUUGUCCAGGUAGUGGUGCUUCCAACCAAUGGACACUUUUGUUCGAUGGUGAUGUUAAUUUAUCAGCUGUAAUGUCAUUUGUAUCAACUGCUACAUCUUUUGUUAUGAUGCCACUCUACUUCUAUACAUUAGGACGUAUUUAUACGGAUGAAUUACAUAUACGUGUACCAUUUUUAGGUCUUGUACGAUCAUUGGCACUUGUUGUUAUACCAUACAGUGUUGGUAUUGUUAUUAGUCAUUAUUCACCAAAGACGCGUAAAAUUGUUGAAUCUCUUGUUAAGCCACUGAUGUUAUUUCUUCUAAUAUUUUUUCUUGUUUUUGGUACAAUUGUUAAUUGGUAUUUACUUACAAUGAUUGAUUUAUAUACAGCAUUAACAGCACCAUUAUUACCUUAUUUAGGAUUUUUACUUGGUGCUUUUUUUGCAUGGAUAUGUCGACUUGAUUGGAUUCAUAUUAAAACCGUUGGUAUUGAAGCUGGAAUACAAAAUACUGGUAUUGCAUUCAUGAUUAUAUUAUAUUCAUUUCCACAACCUUAUGCAACACAAGCAAUUGUUGUUCCACUUGUCGUAGCUUUCUUAACAACAAAACCAUUCUGGCUUGUUUAUGUUAUUCGAAGUCAAAUAAUUAAAUAUAAAAAAAGAAAAGAAUUAGAGAAUAGUAAGGAGAAACCAAUUUUAAACAAUGAAAUAAAUAAUACAAAAGAAGACGCUGCCAAAAUGAUGCAAACAUUAUAA
Messenger RNA from Adineta steineri, 1548 nucleotides. The record is from the annotation of a GenBank genome assembly. Lineage: Eukaryota; Metazoa; Rotifera; Eurotatoria; Adinetida; Adinetidae.